Fusarium vanettenii 77-13-4 is the source of this 1293-nucleotide messenger RNA. RefSeq lists its product as uncharacterized. The transcript has a single exon. NCBI's taxonomy places the organism in Eukaryota, Fungi, Ascomycota, Sordariomycetes, Hypocreales, Nectriaceae. The record is from RefSeq and is a predicted model, not a curated record. The coding region runs from base 1 to 1293 and encodes 430 amino acids.
AUGGCCUCCAACAAAAAUCCAAUAACAAUGAAUUCAUAUAUUUCCCAUCCACUUUUCGGCCUUCCUGACGAUAUUCGAGACAAGAUUUACCUUCUUGCGACCCCUCCACGUAUCGUCAGAGUCGAGGAGAGUCCCCAGGUCUCUUCUCCUGCCGUGCUCGCAUUUCUAUACAAGCUUCAAUUCACGGGCAAACGGCCUUUUAUACAUCCUUCUCUGGCAUACUUUUCUCCUUUCUGGCGCCCUUAUGUCUUGGAGCUACAGGGAUGGAAUCCGCGGAUCCUGCCGCCCCAUGAACCAAUCAGCCAGUCGCCUACUCAGCCUGAUCCAUGGAAGCCAUCCCAAAGCUGCCCUCGAAUUGAUCCCGUCUGGCUUGCUCAUCGACCUGAGCUCGCAUGGAAUCUGUGUCGAAGCUCGAGUCUCUACUCUAAAGCUCCAAUACCGCCUCUGCUGCACACGUGCCGCGACUCUCGAAACCGCUUGAGACGACUUGGAUAUAAACUCGCUUUCUCGACUCGCACCUCUGAAGCCCGGACUUGGUUCAACUUUCGACGCGAUACGCUAUUUCUCAGAGAUCCCGAUAUAGUCGACUUCCAGAGGUACAAAAUUGAUGUCGAAGGCCGCUACUUCGACGAUAUGCUGUUAGCCCUCCCAUUCAACUUGGCGCAGUUCAUGCCUUUGGACCUACUCAGCGUCCGACGACUUGUCCUCCCUUUCGAUCGAGUACUCGACAUGACGGAGCCUUCUUCUCCAGACCUGUUGAUAAAAAUAAUGGGGGCUCUGCGUGUCAUUCCUCACCUUGAACAACUUUUCAUAGCCAAUGGCAUCUUUGGACCUGGAGCCGACACACAGCCCUUGGAAUGGGUCGACUGCGACGCUGCGGAUUACCACAUUGAAGAAGUCCGGAAAUUUUCAUUAUUUAGAGAUCUCAGCAAGUUCGUUGUCGGAUCAAGUCUAUUUAAACCCUAUACAGCUGCCUGGGCAGACUUUUCGACAUGUGUGGGCGACGAGUUUGAGGAGCGUCUGCAAGAAGGCCGAGACGAAGACUUGCGUCACUCAGUCCGAAAAUGGGGUGUUCCCAAGGUUAAAGUAGGCUACCUCGGCGCGCCAAAGGACUUGAGGCGUCUUUCUCGCAUUCGACAGGAGUACUGGCAGGGGCUUGAUAACACAGAUGUCGGCGAGAAAAGUUCCAGUGAAAAGGAACAGUCGAUGUCCAGCACCUACUCUGAGUCCGAGGAGCUAUCAACGGGCUCUUCAGGUGGUGACACCUGGUCUGAUGAUUGGCCAGUGUACUGA